AUGUCUUUUGUCUCUCAGUCUCAAUCUAACGUUUCUAUUGAGUUUGAUGAUGUUGGGUUACUAGAAAGAAUGAUCACAUUUGCUCUGUCCACAAUCCCAUGCUGUGUGUUUCUCUUCAUUAAUGGAACCAUUUUGUUCACUCUGAGGAGUAAAUCUGUUUUUCGUGACACCUGUAGAUAUAUUCUGUUGUUUAACCUCCUUCUUGCAGAUACUGCACAGUUAGUAGUAUCUCAGGUUCUGUUUCUAUUUUCUGUUUGCAGAAUUACACUAACAUAUCCUGUUUGUGGCAUGCUAACUGUUUUAGGUAUUCUCACAAAUGUAAUCUCUCCUCUAACGCUGAUGGUGAUGUCUCUGGAGCGGUGUGUAGCUGUGUGUUUCCCGUUGAGACAUGCUAUGAUUGUCACCAUCAGAAACACUAGGCUGGCAAUUAUUGCCGCUUGGACUUUGAGUUCAUUACAUAAUAUCUUUCGUGGUAUUUUGCUAUUAGAUUUUUCUUUUGAAGACCUAGGUAGUCUACAAAUGAAAGAGUUAUGCUCUGAUCGCAUAAUGCAGCUUGGAUCCAGGUCUAAAAUGUAUGAUAAUGCUUUCACUGGUAUCCUUUUUGCUUCAGCAGCCAUUGUAGUCAUUUCUUCCUAUGUUGGUGUAAUAAUAGCAGCCAGGUCAGCAUCUACAGGAAAGGCUUCAGCUCUGAAGGCUCGUAAUACAUUGAUGCUACAUUUGGUGCAAUUAUGCCUCAGUUUGUCUUCAACUAUUUACAACCCAAUGCUUGUAGCUCUUAUAAAAAUUGUUCAAAGUGAAUGGUUUCAACGAUUAAAUAGAUUUCUUUAUAUAUUAAUAAUUAUAUUCCCCAGAUGCUUAAGUUCUUUAAUUUAUGGAAUUAGAGAUCAAACUAUCAGACCUAUUCUUCUGGCCCAUCUAGGUUGCCAACUAAAACAUAAAACUGUUGCAGUCAGUGGUUGA
Messenger RNA from Xiphophorus couchianus (Monterrey platyfish), 960 nucleotides. Its product is annotated as odorant receptor 131-2-like. Gene Ontology annotation, molecular function: odorant binding; G protein-coupled receptor activity; olfactory receptor activity. The record is from RefSeq and is a predicted model, not a curated record. Gene Ontology annotation, cellular component: membrane. The transcript has a single exon. Bases 1 to 960 code for a protein of 319 amino acids. NCBI's taxonomy places the organism in Eukaryota, Metazoa, Chordata, Actinopteri, Cyprinodontiformes, Poeciliidae. Gene Ontology annotation, biological process: detection of chemical stimulus involved in sensory perception of smell; G protein-coupled receptor signaling pathway.